AUGUAUAACGGUUUCUCGUAUUCACACGUACACGCGAAGAACAAGACUCGAUGGUACUGUUCUAAGAGGUUGACUGGAUGUAAGGCCAGAGUGGUAACGACGGAAGAGGGAGAAUUCCUUAAUGCUAUUGAUGAAGUAGAGUUCGUAACAACUGCCCAAGGAAAAGGUCAGUUGCUAUUGUACCAAGGUAACACAUUUGCCAAUGUGUACAAGAAAAUGUCAUGGGUAUGUUCAAAGAAACAUUCCGGAUGUACGGUCCAAAUAAAGACUACUGUGGACGGAAAGUUGAUAUUUUGUAGAGGUGCCUUAGAAUACAUACCCAUUAACCGUGGAAGAGGACAAGGUGUUUUAAUAGUACACAAAGGAUAUACUUUUUCCAAAGUGUAUGAAAACAAUGCAGAAGUAAUAUGGUACUGUUCCAAAAGAAAGAGUGGAUGUAGAGCUAAGCUUAACACCACAACCGAUGGCAAUUUGUCUGAAUUUGUGGGAGAGCAUAAUCAUCAGGCUCCAAUGAUCUUUAGGUCUCCAGAUGGAGAUAUAUAUAAAAUU
This is a messenger RNA of Brenthis ino (lesser marbled fritillary), 549 nucleotides long. The record is from the annotation of a GenBank genome assembly. Lineage: Eukaryota; Metazoa; Arthropoda; Insecta; Lepidoptera; Nymphalidae.